Messenger RNA from Nanorana parkeri, 910 nucleotides. RefSeq names its product PAXIP1 associated glutamate rich protein 1 (gene PAGR1). NCBI's taxonomy places the organism in Eukaryota, Metazoa, Chordata, Amphibia, Anura, Dicroglossidae. The record is from RefSeq and is a predicted model, not a curated record. The transcript is spliced from 4 exons. Bases 162 to 869 code for a protein of 235 amino acids.
GGUGAAGCCAAUGACAGCUGGGGGGUAAAGAAGGGCGGAAGUGACGUGAGGGUAUCACCAGGCGGGUAAACAGAGUGGAAGCAACAUGGUGGCUUUUUCUUCCUCUCCAUUCUGAUGAAAGGUGGAGUCACAACAGAGGGAAGAGCAAGAAAGAUAGCACAAUGCAGGACGCCUCGGAAGAUGGGGAGCAGAAGGUGACGGCCGGCAUGGAGUCCCUGGCUGUGAAGGAGAAAGAAGAAGAAGAAGAGGGGGAGGAGGAGGAAGAAGGAGAAACGGAGGAGCAGAACCAGAAGGAGGAGGAAGAAGGGGAGGCGGGGGAGAAGGAAGAGGGGGAGGCAGGAGAUGAACAGAACCGGCAGGAUGAGGAGGACGAGGACGAUGAAGACUGGUGCAUCCCAUGCAGCGACGAUGACGUGGAGGAGACUGAAGGGUGGAUGCCGCAGACGGAGGACAUCAAGCGCCUGUACGAGCUGAUCGCCAGCGAGGGGAGCCUCCCACUGCAGGUGGACAUCCUGGCUCGGCGGCCUCCGACUCCGGAGCCGGAUCCCGAGGAUGAGGAGUCUGACCAGGAACAGGAGGAAGAGGAGGAGGAGGAAGAGAGGCCGCAUAUUCCCACCGAGUUUGACUUUGACGAUGAACCGUCCACACCAAAAAAUUCAAUGAUAGACAGAAGGAGAACGCCCGGGCGCUCAGCUCGCAGCCAGAAGAGAGAGGCCAGGCUGGACAAAGUCCUCUCGGACAUGAAACGCCACAAGAAGAUCGAAGAGCAGAUCCUGAAAACGGGCCGCGACCUCUUCGAUAUGGACCCCGACUCUGUACCCACCCCGAAACGCUCCUCCGCCAUCUUUCCCCGACAGCGGAAAUACUGAGCUAGCGGGAGACAUCCGUCUCCGGAUAUAUGUGCAGCAUU